AUGCCGUUCCACGCAGUAAAGACGUGUCUCCGCACCGCGGGGAGGUUCUCGACGAACCCAGCAUCGAGCCAGCAGUUCCUUGUUCGUGCCUUUUCGAGUACGGUUGCUCGAUAUGAGAUCAACAAGGUCUACCCCUCCGCUAAGGAGGCGAUCAAGGACAUGAAAUCCAACUCGACAGUGUUGGCUGGUGGAUUCGGCCUCUGUGGUGUUCCCGGCACCUUGAUUGAUGAGAUACACGCUACACCCUCCAUCACUGGCCUGACUGCCGUCAGUAACAAUGCCGGUAUCGACGGGGCCGGAUUGGGCCUUCUGCUCGCCAGCGGACAGAUCAAGAAAAUGAUCGCAAGUUACGUGGGAGAAAACAAGGCCCUCGAGACAAAGUACCUCUCUGGGGAGAUCGAACUGGAAUUGACUCCACAGGGCACACUUGCUGAACGUUGUCGCUCUGGCGGUGCCGGUAUUCCUGCUUUCUACACCCCGGCCGCCUUUGGAACCGUCGUCCAGACUGGUGAAUUGGCCGUGAAGAACAACCCGGAUGGAACCGUUGCUACAUAUGGAACCGCCAGAGAUGUCAAGGUCUUCGAUGGGAAAAGCUACGUUAUGGAAGAGGCCAUCAAGGGAGACUAUGCCUUGGUCAAGGCCUGGAAGGCAGACAAGCUUGGAAACUGCCAGUUCCGAUACUCUGCGGCUAACUUCAACGGUGCCAUGGGCCGCAAUGCAAAGGUCACCAUCGUCGAGGCCGAGCAUAUCGUCGAGGUCGGGGACAUUGACCCUGCUGCCGUCCACCUUCCCGGCAUCUAUGUCAAGCGUGUCAUCCAGAGCACGGCAGAGAAGAAGAUCGAGAGGCUUACCUUCGCCAAAGAGAAUGACGGAAACGACACCGCUGCUCUCGGAAAGGGCGAGACCGCAAACAAGAGAGAGCGCAUCGUCCGCCGUGCUGCCAAGGAGUUUAAGAACGGAAUGUAUGCAAACUUGGGUAUUGGAAUGCCCAUGUUGGCCCCCAGCUUCGUUGACCCAUCCGUGGAAGUGCAGCUACAAUCCGAGAACGGCAUUCUCGGCCUCGGACCCUAUCCCAAGGAGGGAGAGCAGGAUGCUGACUUGAUCAACGCCGGCAAGGAGACCGUGACUCUGCUACCAGGUGCUUCUAUCUUCGGUAGCGAAGAGUCGUUUGGAAUGAUUCGCGCCGGACGUAUUGACUUGACCAUCCUUGGUGCCAUGCAAGUCAGCGCCAAGGGAGAUUUGGCAAACUGGAUGCUUCCAGGUAAGGUCAAGGGCUUCGGCGGAGCCAUGGACCUCGUCUCCAACCCCACCGCCACCAAAGUAGUCGUCACAAUGGAACACACCGACAAGAAGGGAAACCCCAAGAUCCUGAAACAGUGCGAGUUCCCUCUCACAGGGCGAGCGUGUGUGAGCCGAAUCAUCACCGAACUCUGCGUCUUUGACGUUGACUUUACCAACGGCCUUACUCUGAUCGAGUUGGCCGACGGUGUCACCGUUGAUGAAGUCCGCUCGAAAACCGAAGCCCCAUUCAAGGUGGCUGACGAUAUCAAGCCGAUGUUGUAA
This is a messenger RNA of Arthroderma uncinatum, 1563 nucleotides long. Its product is annotated as succinyl-CoA:3-ketoacid-coenzyme A transferase subunit A. Gene Ontology annotation, biological process: ketone body catabolic process. Bases 1 to 1563 code for a protein of 520 amino acids. Lineage: Eukaryota; Fungi; Ascomycota; Eurotiomycetes; Onygenales; Arthrodermataceae. The transcript is spliced from 3 exons. The record is from RefSeq and is a predicted model, not a curated record. Gene Ontology annotation, molecular function: succinyl-CoA:3-oxo-acid CoA-transferase activity.